Aspergillus nomiae NRRL 13137 is the source of this 2130-nucleotide messenger RNA. Its product is annotated as Zn(II)2Cys6 transcription factor. The coding region runs from base 1 to 2130 and encodes 709 amino acids. Gene Ontology annotation, biological process: DNA-templated transcription; regulation of DNA-templated transcription. The record is from RefSeq and is a predicted model, not a curated record. Gene Ontology annotation, cellular component: nucleus. The transcript is spliced from 4 exons. NCBI's taxonomy places the organism in Eukaryota, Fungi, Ascomycota, Eurotiomycetes, Eurotiales, Aspergillaceae. Gene Ontology annotation, molecular function: zinc ion binding; DNA-binding transcription factor activity, RNA polymerase II-specific; DNA binding.
AUGUUUGAUAUGGCUUCUCGAAGCUUGGUUACAACCAGGCGCAAUGGAAAACCUCGUUCCUGUGAGCCGUGUCGAAUAGCUAAGGUCCGCUGUGACCACAAAAGUCCUGUCUGCGACAGAUGUGUCGCUCGGCAUAAGGAAAAAAGCUGCAUCUACCAUCCUGCUCCAAUGACAAGACCGCGCGACGGCCCAAGCCCUGCGUCACGGUCCACAAGGCAGUCCCUAUCCCUGGGUUCCUCAACAAGCGCGCGGCCAUUGCCCACUCACAAUAAUGUGCAACAUUCGCCAAGAGCAAGUAUAUCUUCAUCGUCGGAAACUAGAACUGUUCCUGCCGCUGAGGUUCAAUUCUUUGGCUCUACAGCUUUUCCAGCUAUCAUCAAUGACGACCAGGACAUUGUUAAUAGAUAUGCGGGGCAAUUUCGCGAUCAAUCAAUAUUACAAUUUUGUAAUGCAAACUACAGCCAAAAGCAAAUCUCGGAGAAACAAAUCCUAGAGGGCGUGGCUGUGUUGAAUUUACUGAUCAAGUUUCCAGCUUUUGCAGACUGUAUUCACAGGUACCUUGAGCUAUCCUACACAUGCAUGGUGCCGGGUCCAUUCAUUAAAGCUUGCGUCCUAUCGAUACAAGAAACUAUCUUCGGCCUAAGAGGAAAGCGUCUGAGACAACUUGCUGUGGAUGUGUUUGUAAACACUUCCAAGCCUUUAAAUCUUUUUACGCCUGUUCCAGCGAAGGACUACCACACUUUGUUCACUGGACCUAAUCUCAGGUGGGAGAUAAUCGGUUUUGUUCUUGCUAUGCUUGGAGUAUCCCUCAAAUAUGAUGUCAAUAAGCAAAACGAACCAUCAAAACCACUCCCUACCCAGAAGCUCGACUUCAUCCAUCAUAUCGCGGAAGCAGUCGAAUAUUGUACCUCUAUCUGUUAUAGUUAUAGCUGUGUUAGCCAUCAGGCUUUAUGGCUGCUCUAUGGAGACGCCUGUCUGAAGAAUCUGGUUCACGGCGACCUGAGUUUUCAAUUCUGGCGUUGUAUGGGUGACCUUUCGAGUAUGUUCUUCGCCCUUGGACUUCACCAGGCGAAUGUUAAAUCUGAGGAAACCCAUCCAUUCUACCAACUUGAGAUGAGAAGGAGAUAUGCCGCCCAAAUAUAUUCAAUGGAUAAAACUAUUAGCACUAUUCUCGGCCGACCGCCGAGAAUCUCGGGCUCACACUGUGCCAAUAUUAUGCCCGCUGAUAUCGACGAUGGAGUUUUACUGUUAGAGGGUGACGAACUGUAUACUUCAUUGCGUAAUGUCGACAGGAAUGGUUGGAAUAUGGAUCGACAAUUUCGCGGUGCAACCUGGAGACGGAUGAAGCUGAUAGUUAGUCAAUUUCGGGAGGAGGUACUUGGGGUGUGUCUUAACACACACUUCACUAAUGAUAGCGAAAAUUUGGUGCAUGAUAUAUUAACCAGACACGAAUUUGUCUGGGACCAAAUUCCACAAGAGCUGAAAUACGACGAGCUUACUGAAUCUCAACACAUCCCCCCUCCGCAACGAUAUGUCGUGAUGACAACUUAUAUGGAUCAAAAGUAUAACUGCUUCUUGUUACACCGGAAGCUUGUGAAUGAGACUCAGUGGACGCGGGAACCUCUAUACCAGACCUCAAGGUCGCUGCUGAAUACAGUACUGCAGGUAGUAUCGCUCUCUGACCAGGGUUUCAACAUGCAGCGAGACAUAUCCUGGUCUAUUCUCUAUUAUGGGUUACCAGGCGCUAGUAUUCUGGCAGUCGAUUUAUUAAAAGAGUUAUAUCGUACAUCCAACACCUCCCACUCACAGAUUGACGUGAUUCCUCGCGCCGAGGUCAUACAAAAUCUCGCCGUCUUUAUCUCAAAUCUCCAAAGAAGCAUCAAUCGCCGAGAAGUCAACCAAAAACCUUGCAAAUGGGCACAUGCCGUCUUGUCCGGGAUCCUUGGCGAGAUAAUUGACCCCAAAAGCCGCGAACCAAUAACGAGAGAAACGGUCGAGAAUCAAAUUGCGGCCGACAUACCGUUCUCACCUACUUCUGGACUUGAUAGCGACUCUCUCAACCUUGAUGACAUCUUCGGUCAGAUUGGAAGCGGGUAUUUGACGCUAGAUGCUUCAGCCAUCAUGCUGUAA